Messenger RNA from Lingula anatina, 1340 nucleotides. RefSeq names its product ankyrin repeat and LEM domain-containing protein 2-like. Gene Ontology annotation, biological process: negative regulation of phosphorylation. The record is from RefSeq and is a predicted model, not a curated record. NCBI's taxonomy places the organism in Eukaryota, Metazoa, Brachiopoda, Lingulata, Lingulida, Lingulidae. Gene Ontology annotation, cellular component: endoplasmic reticulum. Gene Ontology annotation, molecular function: protein phosphatase 2A binding.
AACUUUUUAGAAGAAAAUGGAGCACCCCUUCAUCAGGUGGAAGGAAGAAAUAUUUUCAGAUUAAGCGGGGUGAUGGUGAUAAGGGAAUGGAAAGAAUUGGGAGAGACCUAGCUAUAGAGCUUGGAGUGCCAUGGACUGAAUAUUGGAAUUUCCUUGAUAAGAAUGUGAAUAUUUCUUCACCAGAAGGCUUAAGAUUGUUAGAGGAGUAUCUUAUCAAGAAAUCCCAGCAAAUACCAGAUGAUGUUGAUGCCUUGAUGGAACUGACCAGUGAGAUGAGUUUAAAUGAAUCCCCUGCACUGUGGUCACCUGUUGGUAGUAAAUCCAUACAACGAGAUGGUUUUGUUGAUCGAAAUGCAAGACCAGAUCUUGAUGGAAUAAGUGUCAAUCUAUUUGCAGCUGAUAAACAAGACUUCAAAAAUGAAAUGGAUGUUGUUGAUGGUGACAUGAGUAAAGGGAAAUCUAAACACAUUCUCAAUGAUUCAGCAGAGUAUGAAAGGGCUCUAAACUCUAUGACUGAGAAAUUUUCCAGAAUAAACUUGGACUUGAGUAAUAGCUCUGAUAACUCUGGAAGAUAUUCUACUCAAAAUAAUCUUUCAGCGUCACCUGCUGUGAAAAUAACCAGCUCAAAUGAUUCCCUAUCUAAAUUUACAAAUCUAGAGGAGAAGGAAAACUUGAAAGAUGAAUCAAAGAUCACAGUAGCUAGUAAAAAUGAAGCAAGAGGAGUGUCUUUCGCAACGACUGAGAUUUCGGAAAGUGGUCAGGUUUCUCUUUCCAAUCCAUCAAAAGUUUCUAAACUUUUUGGUGCUUUGUGGAGCAUGACUAGUUAUAUCCCUGUCCCCGGAUUUUUGAGGAGAAAGUCUGCACCACCACCACCACCUCCAGAUGAUAUUGUUGAGGAUGGAGAAAGGACUGUCGAGGAGGAAGAGGAUGUGAAGGAUUUGGACCGAUCAGAUAGUGAUAGUGACUCUCCUGAUUUAUACAGUGCUGCAAGACCUGUUUUUAUACAUGGAGUUCGUCCAACAAAGGAAGACAUGGAUGUUUACAGGGCUAUUCAAAAUGCUGUGAUAAAGAGAAGAGACUUUCCACAUGUACUAAAGUGGAAGAAACUUGUGCAGUCAUUUGAUGAUGAUGUGAAAGAAAGGUGGCCCAGUCCAUCAAGAGCUAGAAGAUUGGACUUUCUCAGCCAAUCAGCACCAGCCAAGGCAUUUACUGCUGGACAUGUAUCGACUCCAAACAGUCGCUUCACAGCAGCAGAUCUCAGUUUCAGCUCUCCACAGCUGCCGAGUAGGAGUAACAGUUUUCAAGGACAGGAUACAUAGUUUUUCUUUAAAAUCACUGAA